UGCUGUCGACAUUAAAAAAAAAGUACUCAUAUUUCUUUCAAAAAAUAAAAAAGCCUUUGAUGAGUUUUUAUAUAAAUAAGUGGGUUAAGUAUUUGGGGUCAGUUAGCAUCAGGUUUGUUAAGUGUUUCUCCUGUCAAAACAACACAUACAUAAACACACACAAACACCAGCACAAUUAACCAAUUUCCUCAAAAGUUCAUAGAUGAAGCAAAGUGGCAAAAGGGGCUGUGAAAAAUAUACGAGUUUUUGAGGUUUCUUGUUAGGAGAAGAAACAAACAACCUUUUCUUGUUUUUUUGUGUGUGUUUUUCUUGAUGUGAAGAAUGUUGUAAAGGGCAUUCCUUAGCUCAUUUUCAUGAUUUGUUCUUCAAGAAUGUUAACAAGAUCAGCAUCAUUUUCUUGUCUUUCUUCUACUAUGAGUGCUACUAUUUCAAAGCGGGUUGUUUGUUGAUUACAAAAAGUAGUAGAGCUUCUUUCUUUAGCUCAUUUUCAUCGUUUAUUGUUCAAGAAUGUUGUGAAGAUCAAAUUUUUAAGCUCAAAAAGAUCACGUCAUCAAUAUCAUUUUCUUGUUAUUGUUCUCCUAGGGGUGUUGCUACUUCAUUGGGGGUUGUUUCCUUGAUAUAGAAAAAAAGUAGUAAACCUCCUUCCUUAGCUCAUUUUCACCAUUUAUUGUUCAAGAAUGUUGUAAAGAUGAAAUCCUAAAGCACAAAAAAAAUUUCAUGUCAUCAACAUCAUCAUCUUCUUGUUCUUGUUCUCCUAUGGGUGGUGCUUCUACUUCAAUGGGGAUGUUUUUUGCUGAUAUGAAUUCACUUUCCAUAAAUACUCCCAAAAGUGUUGACGAGGGUAAAGGGAGGAAGGGUUCUUGGGAUUUUCAAUUCUUGAAUAAAGGUGGGGCAGUUUUUUCUUGUUGUCAGAAUCUUGAUGAAGUCCAAAAUAGUGAAGAAAAUAAUGAGAGUAUUGAUCUUAAUGCUUCUUGCUACAAUGAAGAGAAACAAAUUACACUGCAUAGUACUUUUAAUAGUAAUAAUAGCAGUAGUGGUGGUGGUGGUGGUAAUAAUGGUAAGGAGACAGAGAGUGGUCAAUCAAAGCUUUGUGCUAGAGGCCAUUGGAGACCAGCUGAAGAUGCACAACUUAAAGAACUUGUUGCUAUUUAUGGCCCUCAGAAUUGGAAUCUUAUAGCAGAAAAGUUAGAAGGAAGAUCAGGAAAAAGUUGUAGAUUGAGGUGGUUUAACCAGUUGGAUCCAAGAAUUAACAGGAGGGCAUUUAGUGAAGAGGAAGAGGAAAGAUUAAUGGCAGCUCAUAGAUUGUAUGGUAACAAAUGGGCAAUGAUAGCAAGGCUAUUUCCAGGGAGAACAGAUAAUGCAGUGAAGAAUCAUUGGCAUGUAAUAAUGGCUAGAAAAUAUAGAGAACAAUCAAGUGCUUAUAGGAGGAGGAAAAUGGGACAAUUUGUUUAUAGAAGAUCAACACUAGUAGUUGAAGAAGCAGAUAGUGGCAAAGCACAAGCACCAAUUAUCAGUUGCCAAAAUUCUGUUAACCAAUUUGGUGCCACUGCUAAUACUACUAGUGUGAAAAUAAAUAAUGAUGGUCCAAAUGGUUGGGUUGUUUAUGAACCAAAUGGCUCACCCCACAUGACUGUUUCUGCUGGAGAAGCAGCAGCAGCAACCCCUAGCAGCACCAAUAAUGUCACUCUCCUUUCUCCUUAUUCACCAUUUUGUGCUCCCCCUUUUGACUCAUUACCUGCAGGUCAUUGUGGGAAUGAGAUGAUGAAUAUUCUAAACCAGCAAGGGAACAAAUCUUGGGAUAGGAAAAUGGAAAUUACUGGUCACCAACACCACCAUCCUACUCCACCAUCUAAUUCAUUAAUGAUGAUGAACAGUAUGCAACAACAGUCACAAUACUUGCAGUUUCCCUAUGUCACAACGUCAAGAACACAAAUCUCAUCAUCACCCUCAGCAGCACAAGCAGAAGGACUAGUAAAAGAGGAGGACAGAAGAAGCAGCAGCAACAACAACAACAACAGUGAUAAUAGCACAAUUGCACCACCAUUUAUAGACUUUCUUGGAGUAGGAGCUACUUGAAUCAAUAAUUGAUAAAAAAUUUCAUGAAAAUCAUCAAGAAAAAGGACCCCCCUUUGAGUCUCUCUUACAAUGAAAUGGUAACAGUAUUUUAUUAGUAA
Molecule: messenger RNA, 2174 nt
Organism: Capsicum annuum
Lineage: Eukaryota; Viridiplantae; Streptophyta; Magnoliopsida; Solanales; Solanaceae
Product: transcription factor MYB56
Exons: 3
Coding region: 718-2076 (452 amino acids)
Biological process (GO): regulation of DNA-templated transcription
Cellular component (GO): nucleus
Molecular function (GO): DNA-binding transcription factor activity, RNA polymerase II-specific; RNA polymerase II cis-regulatory region sequence-specific DNA binding
Source: RefSeq, a predicted model, not a curated record